Messenger RNA from Zingiber officinale, 746 nucleotides. Its product is annotated as protein YELLOW LEAF 1, choloroplastic-like. Gene Ontology annotation, biological process: chloroplast organization; thylakoid membrane organization. Lineage: Eukaryota; Viridiplantae; Streptophyta; Magnoliopsida; Zingiberales; Zingiberaceae. The record is from RefSeq and is a predicted model, not a curated record. Gene Ontology annotation, cellular component: chloroplast. The transcript has 6 exons. The coding region runs from base 145 to 600 and encodes 151 amino acids.
CUCGAUGCUGCCGUACGUUUCCUUCUCGUCUCUCCUCUUCUACGGCGGAAGGAGGAGGGCAUCGGUUGCUCGUUUCUUCCAAGAACGCAUCGGUUGUUGAUUCACUCUGAAUAGUGGUUCCUGGCAAGGCUUGUCUUUGAAUAAAUGGUGAUGCACACAUUUGUUACAUCACCAGCACCAACAGUACAAUGGCCAGCUUUUCUUCAUUCCCAGAGAUUAUUAGAGAAAAGAAGCCUUCAACUCAGCCAGAAUGGUCAUGGACAUUCUGUUGCAUUUGCCAGAAAAAUUUCUCCAUCCACAAGGCUACGUGUCGUGAAUUCGAACGCCACUUGUGCGGCAACUCAGACUGAAAAGCAAACUGCAAGAAGUCGAUCAUCGACGAUCUCAACCACUCCCACAAAAGAUACCCAGAAACCUAUGAAGCUUGACGAUGGGGGCCAAGGGUUCCCUCCAUGGUUUGGUGGCGGCGGGGGCGGUGGGGGAGGAGGCGGUGGGAGUUCAUCGGGGGGAUUUUUUUUGUUUUCUUUGUUACUAUUUUUUGAUUACUUGAAGGAGCUAGAGGGGGAUGACCCUUUCGAUGAUAGGGGAAGGAUGUACUAAUUAAUAUUUCAGAUACAUUCCACGAUAGCAUCGCAUCGCAUGCAUCCCUUUUCUUGUUGCAAGUAAUUUCUUUUUCAUGUAUAUUCCAUAUACCAGUUCGGAUCUUUUGAAUAAUUAAUAAUAUUCUAAUUUGCUGUUUGAUUCUA